Molecule: messenger RNA, 657 nt
Organism: Suhomyces tanzawaensis NRRL Y-17324
Lineage: Eukaryota; Fungi; Ascomycota; Pichiomycetes; Serinales; Debaryomycetaceae
Gene: VTI1
Product: v-SNARE protein
Exons: 2
Coding region: 1-657 (218 amino acids)
Biological process (GO): vesicle fusion with Golgi apparatus; intra-Golgi vesicle-mediated transport; retrograde transport, endosome to Golgi
Cellular component (GO): SNARE complex; endoplasmic reticulum membrane; Golgi apparatus
Molecular function (GO): SNARE binding; SNAP receptor activity
Source: RefSeq, a predicted model, not a curated record
AUGUCUGACUUAUUUGAGAUAUACGAGUCCGAUUUCCAGCUCGCAUUGCAAGAGGCCAAGUCAAACUUGGCCCAGGCAUCUUCUGCAAACGGAGAACAACGGAAGAAUCAUUUACGAGCCAUCGAAUCCGCCACCGAUGAGGGGUUGGAAGUGUUGGAGCAAAUGGGAAUAGAGGUGCAGAACUUACCCAGCAACCAAAGAUCGUCAUACAAUGCCAAGAUACGCCAGUACAAAUCCCAGAUCGAUGACAGUAAGGCGGAAUUGAAGCAUUUGCUAGACGACCAAGACAGAAACGAGUUAUUUGGCAGCAGGUACCGAGACGAGGAGUCCGGAGGGUUACACGAUGACCAGCGCCGCCAGCUCUUGAACAACAACUCGUCGUUGGAUAGAUCCUCGCAAAGAUUGCAGGACAGUCAGCGGAUCGCAUUGGAAACCGAGUCCAUUGGAGGAAACAUCCUCAACGACUUGAGGUCUCAAAGGGAGCAGAUCAGCGGAGCUAGAAACACGCUCCUGACUGCAGACAAUUACGUGGACAAGUCGAUGAGAACGUUGAAGUCGAUGAGCAGGAGGUUGACUGCCAACAAGUUCAUCAGCUACGCCAUUAUCGCAGUGUUGAUUUUGUUGAUUUUCUUGGUGCUUGCCAGCAAGUUCUGGUAG